Messenger RNA from Hyaloscypha bicolor E, 2365 nucleotides. Its product is annotated as acid protease. The record is from RefSeq and is a predicted model, not a curated record. Lineage: Eukaryota; Fungi; Ascomycota; Leotiomycetes; Helotiales; Hyaloscyphaceae. Gene Ontology annotation, molecular function: aspartic-type endopeptidase activity. Gene Ontology annotation, cellular component: fungal-type vacuole. The transcript has 3 exons. Gene Ontology annotation, biological process: proteolysis. The coding region runs from base 357 to 2321 and encodes 654 amino acids.
GCCAACUUCCGGCAUCUUGUUCUUCCAAAGAUCUCGCUGCACCAGCCCACGUCAUGCUCCAGUUCCCUUUCAAUCGAGAACAGGACAUCGCCGCACAGUGCGAAAACGGUAACAACGUGUGAUGAUCACUCUCUUUCGACCUGUCGCUCAACGUCGCGCACCUAUGUCGCACGCAUCACCUGUCCCAAUCCCCUGGCAAGGGACGGCUGUAUACCCUUGACGGUAUGAGCUCAUGCUACUUCCUUUCCUUUUCUGCCAUGACCACUUCGUACUCAGACCGAGGCGAGAUCCUCUUCAAGAUGUGUAUCUUCACGCUAUCCAUUGUUGCUCGUUGAUUAAUUCUACUGAUCUCAAGGAUGCGCACGCUGGGGAAGAAACUUUUUUAUUCUCUCGUUCUGUUGAAUUCGGUGAGGGGUAGUGGGGCGAGUUAUAAUGAGGAUGGACUGGAGGUAGAGCUGGAGAAGAUGGAUGCGGACAACACUACGUUGGCAGCACCCAUUAUUGCAGUUCCCAGCCAACAUUGGGAAGGAGUAGACGGCAAUUGGUCGACCUUCGAAAUUCGUGUUGGCACACCCGCAAACGUCUUUCGCGUCCUUCCCGUCACUUCCUGGCAAGAAACAUGGGUCAUCUGGGGUUCUGCAGCAGGUCAUUGUAAUGUGAGCGCUGGGGUAUCGCCAGAUUGUGGAGAUGCCAGAGGUGGUCUUUUCGACAAUAACACUUCGAGUACGUGGGAAAAUGGCCAAGAACAAUUUCUGGGGUUGGAUGAGGCGUUGGGAUACGAUGGGGAGGGCCAAUACGGAUUCGAUACCGUGGGCAUUGGGUACACGAAUGAUACUGGACCCACGCUCACGCAUCAAGUCGUCUCUGCGAUCUUCUCUAAUAGUUAUUGGUUCGGAAUCCUAGGACUCGGGUUUCAACCUUCGAAUUUGACAGGAUACGGCGAUCCACAGGCGAGUUUCGCGGACACCUUAUUCUCGAACGGAUCGAUUUCGAGCAAGAGUUGGAGUUAUACUGCUGGUGCAUACUACCGGCUGAAGUCCGUGUAUGGGAACUUGAUAUUCGGAGGCUACGAUGCGUCGAGGUUUACGCCCAACGGGGUUGUCUUUACUAUGACCGGGGAUAAUCUGAGGGAUAUUGUUGUUACAAUUCGCAAUAUCACGGCAACCACUGGGCAAGGGAAUACGACGCUGAUGUCUACUCCCGAGUUUGCGUUCAUUGAUUCGGCGGUUCCGGAACUGUGGCUGCCCGUUGCGGUCUGCCAGCAGUUCGAGAAGGCUUUUGGUCUUACGCUUGAUCAAACGUCCGGGCUGUACUUGGUGAACGACACCACGCACCAGAAUCUCAUGAAUAUGAAUCCCAGUAUCACGUUCACCCUGGCAAACCAAAAGUCCGGGGGUUCGACAAUCGAUAUCGUCCUUCCGUACGCAGCUUUCUACCUGGAUGUCAAGCCACCGGUCUUGGUGAACAAGACGUCCCACUACUUUCCUAUCAAGCCAACAUCAGAUAAUACGCUCUACACACUCGGUCGCGCGUUCCUGCAAGAAGCGUAUGUUACAAGCCACUACGAAAGCCACACAUUCAACGUCUCGCAAUGCAUCUUCGAAGAUACAGUCUCCCCACGCGUGAUAGCUCUUCCUCCCACCCUUCCUCCCCCAGGCCCAGGCUCCUCGGGCUCUGGGUCCGGAUCAAAACACAAAAAGCUAAGCGGAGGAGCAAUAGCCGGCAUCGUUAUCGGCACGCUCGCUCUACUGAUCCUGCUCGGCGCCCUCAUCUUCGUAUGUCUCCGCAGACGAAAACGCAGGCCUGAACCCCCGAGUACUCCGCCUGUUGAAAUUGAUACCGGAAAGCGAAUCGAUCAGCCGGCCAGUGGGCAGGUUUCUAAUUAUGCUUCCGAGGUUGAUGGGCAGGAGAAGAUUGAGAUUCAAGGAAAUCCGAUUAUGAUUCCACAGGAACUGCAGGCUGAGGUCCCCCAGGCCGGGCCGAGUUAUGUGAGGGGAGUAACCGAAGCAGGUGUUUUGAGUCCAAUUCGAGAGCAAAAGACGCCGAUGGCGGAGUUGGGUGCUGAAGAAGGGGGACUGGUUGAGGGGCAUGGAAAGGGGUAUCGAGAACAGGAGGACUCUCCACGAAGUGGCGAUGGAGAGCGAGGGUUGGACCAUAUUGUGAGUCCGAACAGUUAUACGAUUCCGAGUUCGAUGGGGAGGGGAAGGCCGAUUAGGACGUCAGAGAGUCCUACAGUUAGUGAAGCCACGCAGAGUACUUGGUCUCCAAAUACGCUGGUGCAGAGGAGGGGAAGUAAAUUCGAGGAGAGGUUCGGAGACUAAUGUUUAUUACCAAUAUGUUGAGACCCCUGGCAAUGCGUGUCCAG